Carassius carassius (crucian carp) is the source of this 1035-nucleotide messenger RNA. Its product is annotated as DELTA-sagatoxin-Srs1a-like. The transcript has 2 exons. Gene Ontology annotation, biological process: monoatomic cation transport; cytolysis in another organism; pore complex assembly. Lineage: Eukaryota; Metazoa; Chordata; Actinopteri; Cypriniformes; Cyprinidae. The record is from RefSeq and is a predicted model, not a curated record. Gene Ontology annotation, cellular component: pore complex. The coding region runs from base 1 to 546 and encodes 181 amino acids. Gene Ontology annotation, molecular function: channel activity.
AUGACUGAGUCUGCUGAGGCUGCCGCUGCCAACGUGAGCAAAAACUAUAAAUAUGUGCGUCUAACAUUGGUGAUUUAUCCAUAUAAAUCCCACAGGGUGUAUCUUGAGAGCGGUGAAACCUCCAAUCCACCUCAGCCCACAGUGCGCCCCCUCAAGACUGAAGUAUGCACUUUCAGCAAGACCAGCGCUCAGGCCACUGGCAGUGUUGGGGUUAUGACCUACGACCUGUUCGAGCGAAGCAGAAAUGACUACAGUGAGACCCUUGCCCUCAUGUUUUCGGUCCCCUGGGACUACAAUAUGUAUAAGAAUUGGUUUGCAGUGGGCAUCUACCCGAAAGGAAAGGAGUGUGACCAGGCCCUUUAUAAGGAAAUGUACUAUCAAAAGAACCCACAGGGCUUUGUGAGGGAGGAGGCUAAUGGGUCAGGCAUUAACUAUGAGGGAAAAUUACUGGAUAUAAGGGCCACCAUGUGUCCUUUAGGCAGGGCUAUCAUAAAACUGGAGGUGUGGGACAAGCUGCUGUCUCCUUUGAGUCAGCAGGUUUCCUGAACGUAUAAACCAGGCAGCCAUUUUACUGAAUCUAAAUAAUAUAGUAACUUUUUUACAUGCCUUUAUAUGUUAUCACCUGUAUCAAAAAUGUUUGCCUUUACAUUUACCAAUGCAAUAAAUAUAGCCCUAGGUUUUUUUCUUCUUUUUUUAGUUUCCUUGUCAGCUCUUUAGGGUAAUUUGAACGCAGUAAAAUGAUCUGAGGGUGUUUAAACUGGAUGUAAUACGUACCUCUGUAAUAACCCACACUUUAAACUGUUCACAUUUUCUGUCAGAAGAAUGCCUCAGAUGUGUGUUUUCAGUCUGCUCAUGUUUUCUGCAGACUAAAUCUGCUCUCAUAUCAGGCAGCCAUUGUGUUGUUAUUCAGUCAAACCAUCUUCUUGGUGGCUUUUUUUUUACUCCCUCAUCAGGGCAGAGAUCCCUGUGAACAAUAAACACUGUCUGUACUGACUGCCACUGCUGAGGUAUUUUCAAAUAAAUAUUUACCUGCAA